Messenger RNA from Schistocerca piceifrons (Central American locust), 866 nucleotides. RefSeq lists its product as uncharacterized. The transcript has 7 exons. The record is from RefSeq and is a predicted model, not a curated record. NCBI's taxonomy places the organism in Eukaryota, Metazoa, Arthropoda, Insecta, Orthoptera, Acrididae. Bases 142 to 633 code for a protein of 163 amino acids.
UCCUCGGUCGGGGCGGCGCUCGCCUCGGCCAGCGACAACGCACUCCGCCAGCGUCCGCUCGCCAAUAGAGGGUCCCUCCCACACGAGGAUCAGCAGCGCCAGCCGAGUUGCCUUCGCACGCCGCGACGCCGUCCAUUCACAAUGAGGGUGCCUAUGCUGGACUACUGUUGCUGCGGCUGCACUCUGCAGACGGGAAGCGUUCUCAUCGGCACUUUUGAACUCGUACGGAGCAUACUGGCUUUACUUGAAUCACUCAUUCACUUUCAUCCCUUCCAGUUCAAUUACAAACUUGCCUGGACCUACUUCGUGGACGGCUACACCAUAGCGACGUCGGUGUUCGCCGUGCUCAUGAUCGCCGCCAGCAUCCUCCUCAUAGUGGCUGCCAAUAAGAAUCGACACCGCCUUGUCUUCUGGUGGCUUAUCAUCAAUUCAGCGAUCACAAUCAUCUUGGCACUCAGUUUCCCAGCGACUAUGACACUAGGCUUCAUGUAUGGAAGUACGCCAUGGAUGAUCACAUACCUCGUACUUGGAUUCUUAGAACUUGGUCUGGAGGUGUACUUCAUGCUGGUGGUGUACAGCUACUUCCGAAUCAUCGUGGAGCGUGCCCCAGGCGACCAGGGCGAGUUUGUGUGAGGCGCACAUCAGCGCUGCACGCACCUGCCAGCACCACACACCACACCAUACCAAGCGCCGAGGUGGCAUCUACUGGAGGUGACCGUGUCUCGUGGUGGAUUACCUGUAAUGUGGCUCCCUCAGGAGUCAGUACUUAAAAUGGAAACUUUGGAGCUUUGCCCAUGUCUUUGCCCACUCAGAUUAACAAUUGUUAGUCUCGCUCAGGCAAAUUGUAAUAAAGAUGAUAUUUUAUA